ACAUCACGUGUGUGAAGCCAGGAGGGCGUGCACAUAUAUACAACACAGCCCCGGACACGAGAACUACUGGUGUGGCAACAACGGCCAAGCGACCGGUACAGCUCGCUGUCAUCGCACCACUGAGCUGCACAUUAACACCCAUUCCCCAUUAUUAAACACCGGGCUUCAUUUCAUUUUUUCGGGGGAGCAGCCGCAUCAUCCUUGCGGCGUGCUUCGUGGAGCUAACGUCAAACCCAGACGUUAGCAAGCGAUGCGAGCAGAGGGGCCUGCUUCUUCUGGAUGCCCGCGCUGAGAGGUUCGCCGACAGGGCACGCCGCGUAACACCCACCAACGGUCUGCGGGCUUUUUUGAGGGGGGGGUUCUUCAACUCUCUCGACCGCACACGGAGGAUCCCGGGCUCCGCCGUCCGUCUGGACCGAGGCUUCAUGCUAGUUCCGCGCUAGCUGGACGCACAAGCUAGCUGUUGAGCUAACGCCCGGCGCGUGAGCUCUAGACGAGACAACCAGCCCGUCAGGUCGCGCGCGCUCCCCGAGCCCCGGUAGGUGCCAUGGGUCUACUGUCUCAGGGGUCCCCGCUGAACUGGGAAGAAACCCAGAAGUACGCCGACCACAUCAGGAAGCACGGCAUCAUCCAGUUCCUCAACAUCUACAACAAGUUGAAGGAGCGUCAGAAGGACGUGUUGAAAUGGGGCGAUGAGGUUGAGUACAUGUUGGUGGAAUUGGAUGACGCGGAUGAAAAAGUUCGACUUGUCCUCAAUGGAAAAGAUGUUUUGGAAACUCUGCAAGACCAGGGGGAGAAGAUAAACCCCAAUCACCCCACCCUUUGGAGACCGGAGUACGGCAGCUACAUGAUCGAAGGAACGCCGGGGCAGCCGUACGGUGGGACCAUGUCCGAGUUCAACACCGUGGAGGGCAACAUGGGGAAGAGGCGACGAGAGGCCUCGGCCGUCCUCAACCACAACGAAACCCUCUGCACCGUCACCGCAUUUCCGAGGUUAGGCUGCCCAGGCUUCACCAGACCGGAGCACCGGCCGACCCCGGUCGAGAAGGGAGUGUCAAAGUCACUGUUUUUCCCCGAUGAAGCCAUCAACAGGCACCCACGGUUCAGCACCCUCACUAGAAACAUACGUCACAGAAGAGGAGAGAAAGUUGUGAUCAAUGUGCCAAUCUUCAAAGACAAGUGCACUCCGUCUCCCUUUGUGGAGGAGUUUCCUGAGGACGACGGGGAAGCGGCGAGGGCGGCUCUGCCCGACCACAUCUACAUGGACGCCAUGGGCUUCGGGAUGGGCAACUGCUGUCUGCAGGUGACAUUCCAAGCUUGUAGUAUUGACGAAGCGAGAUACCUUUAUGACCAACUAGCAACAUUCUGCCCCAUAGUGAUGGCGCUGAGCGCAGCUGCUCCCUUCUACAGAGGCUUUGUGUCGGAUAACGAUUGUCGCUGGGGGGUUAUUUCUGCCUCGGUGGACGACAGGACAGCGGAAGAACGCGGCCUGGAGCCUCUGAAAAACAACAAAUUCAGGAUCUUCAAGUCCAGAUACGAUUCAAUCGACAGCUACCUGUCCAGCUGCGGUGAGAAGUACAACGACAUUGACUUGACGAUAGACGAGGAGAUCUACAAGCAGCUGCUCGAUGCAGGAAUCGACAAGCUGCUGGCCCAGCACAUAGCACACCUCUUCAUCAGAGAUCCACUCUCCAUCUUUGAGGAGAAAAUCCACUUGGACGAUGAGAACGAGUCCGACCACUUCGAGAACCUUCAGUCGACCAACUGGCAGACGAUGAGGUUCAAACCUCCACCUCCAAACUCCGACAUUGGCUGGAGAGUGGAGUUCCGGCCCAUGGAGGUGCAGCUAACUGACUUUGAAAACGCUGCAUACGUGGUCUUUGUCGUCCUGCUCACCAGGGUGAUCUUGUCCUACAAACUGGACUUUCUGAUCCCUUUGUCAAAGGUUGAUGAAAACAUGAAGGUUGCGCAGAAGAGAAACUCUGUCCAGGAGGGCAUGUUUUACUUCCGGAAGGACAUCUUCAAAGGCUGCAACCCGGGGCUCGAUGGCGCGUCCUCUGCUGAGAACGGCUGCGAGAGUGAUGGCGCCAAUGAGGAGUACACGCUGAUGAGCAUCGACACCAUCAUCAAUGGAAAGGAGGGAGUAUUUCAAGGGCUUAUCCCGAUCCUCAACUGCUAUCUGGAAAACAUGGAGGUGGAUGUGGAUACCAGGUGCACCAUUUUAAAUUACCUGAAGCUCAUCAAGAAACGUGCCUCAGGCGAACUAAUGACCAUGGCCAAGUGGAUGAGGGAAUUUGUCGCCAAGCACCCGCAGUAUAAGCAGGACAGCGUCCUGACCGACAAGAUAAACUACGACCUGUUCAAGAAGUGCGACGCGAUUGCUAAAGGUGAAGAGCAGUGCCCGGAGCUCAUUGGAAACCCGGUGAACCGGUUCAAAUGAGAGCAGCUGUACAAGUGCGCAGUAGUUAUACAACCUUGCAUGUACGGAAAGACCAAAUGUGUGGCUCAGAACGACAGCAGCCCAAUUUUAAGAAAUUGCAAAACAGCAUGUGUGUGUGUUGUAAGAAACACACCUGCAUCAAAUGUAUGUGUAUAUAUACUGUAUCAGAAUUUUUAUGAUUGCAGAAUUAUUUUAAUAGGGUUAAGACAUGCAAACGGUUGUGUAAUAGAAAUCAGAUGUGUAUUUAUUUUUCUCUGGAAAUUAAGCCUAUCUGUGUGACAAUGUAAAUGUAGCAAAGAGUUGUACAGUAGUCUGCUUUUAAUCUUGUCUUGGAUAAAUACUGUACUACCGCUCUUCAAAACGUCACACGCCUUCAUUUAACACUGAGUAAACGCUUUUUGCUUUUGGUAGAGGGAGUUUUUCUGUUUGCUUAAGAGACUGACAUUAUAGUAGGACCCUUUUUUUUAAGUAGUGCUACACGCCUUCACAGGGAAAGGGUCAACCAUCUUUUUCUUUUUUUUUUCUUUGCCAAAUUAUGCUGCUUCAAAAUAAAUCCGUGCAGCAGCUGGUUAGUGGGUUUUGUAUGGGAUGCUUUUCAAUUCAGGAACCCGAAGAAGAUGAUUCAAUUAGAUGAAAUUAGUUGGUUGAGGCAACAUCAUCAAGCUGGAUCAGUAUCAGCCUUCACAAAAUCUAGAAACUACUCUAACAUGGCAGGGUUCUGGCUGAUGUGCCCGUAGGAAAGCCUGCAGUCAACACAUUUACAUCAUUCCUAUAUUGGUCAGCAACCAGAAGCUUAUAGACAACGCAACUUUUCUUUGUCAAAUUUAAAUCAUGUUCUUUCACAUAACAUGAGACUACAGGCCGUAAAUAAAUGUGCUUUGGGUUAAAUGCUACGUUGCCAUAGUAACAGGCCAAGGGGUUAAAUGUAGAUUCACUAGCUUACUUUAGUAAGAAGAUAUUCAAUAAUUGACACAAACUAACUGGGGCCGAUUGAACGUGCUGGGGAGUAUUAUUGUGUGUCCCAAAUAUCACGGCUGUUUUUCUGAUUGUUCAUGUUGAGAGACCAGCAUUAGACCGACUGGGAACAGUUUGUCUUUCCCCCACUGAAAGGAUGAGAUGUGGGAAUUCUAAAUCCAGGCAUACAAGUGUUCUCACAGGUCUGAGCCAAAGACCACUCGCUAACUGAUUUUGAAAAAUGCAAUAAAAGUGGGAAAGCACUGAGAGAUGUUCUGAUUAAA
This is a messenger RNA of Gasterosteus aculeatus aculeatus (three-spined stickleback), 3678 nucleotides long. RefSeq names its product glutamate-cysteine ligase, catalytic subunit (gene gclc). NCBI's taxonomy places the organism in Eukaryota, Metazoa, Chordata, Actinopteri, Perciformes, Gasterosteidae. The record is from RefSeq and is a predicted model, not a curated record. Gene Ontology annotation, cellular component: glutamate-cysteine ligase complex. Gene Ontology annotation, molecular function: glutamate-cysteine ligase activity. Gene Ontology annotation, biological process: glutathione biosynthetic process.